This is a messenger RNA of Eucalyptus grandis, 1411 nucleotides long. RefSeq names its product protein BOBBER 1. The transcript is spliced from 6 exons. The record is from RefSeq and is a predicted model, not a curated record. Gene Ontology annotation, biological process: protein folding. Bases 125 to 1066 code for a protein of 313 amino acids. Gene Ontology annotation, cellular component: cytoplasm. NCBI's taxonomy places the organism in Eukaryota, Viridiplantae, Streptophyta, Magnoliopsida, Myrtales, Myrtaceae.
AAAAAGAAAAAAAGACAAAAAAAGAAAAGAAAUCAUUUCUCGCUCUCGCUCUCGCUCUCGCGGAGGCAAAAGAGAGAGAGAAAGAGCGAUUUCGAUUCGAUUUUCCGGCGAGAGCUCACCGUCCAUGGCGAUCAUCUCCGACUACCAGGAGGAAGAGGAGCAGCGGCAGCCGGGGGCCAAGAAGCCCGCGGCGGCGUCGGCCGCCUCCUCGUCGUCCUCCGCCUCCGCCUCCGCCGCGGCGGAGUUCAGCGCGAGGUUCGAUCCGUCCAGCCCGCUGGGGUUCCUCGAGAAGGUGUUCGAGUUCGUGGCGGAGCGGAGCGAUUUCCUCGCGCACGAGGCGGCGGAGGGGGACGUCGCGGCGGUGGUGAGGGCCUCGAGGGAGAAGCAGAAGCAGAAGGCGAUGCAGGUCGAGAAGGAGAGGGAGAGGGCUAGGGCUGAGGCGGAGGCGGCGGCGGCGGCGGCGGCGGCGAAGAAGAAGAAGGUGGAUGAAGAGAGGAAGGUGGAGGAGGUGGAGAUGAAGGAUGCGGAGGAAGAGAAGAAGAGUGGGGCGAUAGUGCCAAACAAAGGCAAUGGUCUUGAUCUUGAGAAGUAUUCCUGGACUCAGACUCUGCAGGAGGUUACUGUCCGUGUUCCAGUUCCUAAGGGUACUAAAGGAAGGUUUGUGGUAUGUGACAUAAAGAAAAACCACUUGAAAGUUGGACUCAAGGGUCAACCUCCUGUAAUAGAAGGGGAGCUUUUCCAAACUGUCAAGCCUGAUGAUUGUUACUGGAGUUUAGAGGACCAGAGCGAAGUCUCCAUUCUCCUUACCAAGCACAAUCAAAUGGAGUGGUGGAAAUCUUUGGUGAAGGGGGAUCCUGAAAUUGAUACCCAGAAGGUAGAACCAGAGAAUAGCAAAUUGUCUGACCUGGACCCAGAAACUCGGCAGACAGUCGAAAAGAUGAUGUUUGAUCAGAGACAGAAGGCAAUGGGUCUUCCUACCAGCGAUGAGAUGCAGAAACAGGAGGUUCUAAAGAAGUUCAUGGCAGAGCAUCCAGAGAUGGACUUCUCAAGAGCAAAGAUUGCAUGAGGGGGGUUGUUAACUGCUUCUUCUGUAGCUUGACUAUACCAUGACCAAGGAUGUGUGGCUUUUAACUUCUCAAAUCCGGAAAUCUUUGGAUGUUUACAUUGGGCGCAGAUGGCCGAGCUUGUUAAAUUUUUUUUUGGUGGUUUCAAUGAGGGUUUGUGGUUUGUUUUUCCAGGACUCCAUCUUCUCUUUUAGGAGCGAUCUGCUCUUGGUUUACUAUUUCCUUUCUUCCUGAUGACUGCUGAAAGAAGUUGCUACUAUGAAAAGACUAUCGGAGAAUCAGUCUUGGUUGAGCACAAUGUAGACAAAAUUGCAACAUGGUCCUUACAAACAGGUUAGGUUGUGAAA